GCUGACUUGACAGGAAUUAAAUGGAAAAGAUAUGUAUGGCAAGGCCCAACUUCUGCCCCUAUUCUGUUUCCGGUGACAGAAGAAGACCCUAUUUUGAGCAGUUUCAGUCGCUGCCUUAAGGCAGAUGUACUUAGUGUUUGGCGGCGAGAUCAAAGACCUGGAAGAAGAGAAUUGUGGAUAUUUUGGUGGGGGGAAGACCCCAAUUUUGCUGACCUUAUUCACCAUGACUUAUCAGAAGAGGAAGAUGGAGUGUGGGAGAAUGGACUUUCCUAUGAAUGCCGUACUCUGCUAUUCAAAGCAGUUCACAAUCUGUUAGAACGAUGUUUAAUGAACCGAAACUUUGUACGUAUUGGCAAGUGGUUUGUGAAGCCUUACGAAAAAGAUGAAAAACCUAUAAAUAAAAGUGAACACUUGUCCUGCUCUUUCACCUUUUUCUUGCAUGGAGACAGCAAUGUUUGUACCAGUGUGGAAAUUAAUCAACAUCAACCUGUAUACCUUCUCAGUGAAGAGCAUAUUACCCUUGCUCAACAGUCUAAUAGUCCAUUUCAAGUUAUCUUAAGCCCAUUUGGGCUAAAUGGCACUCUCACAGGACAGGCAUUCAAGAUGUCUGAUUCAGCUACAAAAAAAUUGAUUGGUGAAUGGAAACAGUUCUAUCCCAUCUCAUGUUGCUUGAAGGAGAUGUCUGAAGAAAAACAGGAAGAUAUGGAUUGGGAAGAUGAUUCUCUAGCUGCAGUAGAAGUUCUUGUUGCUGGUGUCCGAAUGAUCUACCCAGCAUGCUUUGUUCUAGUCCCUCAGUCAGACAUUCCUACUCCUAGCUCUGUGGGCUCUUCUCACUGUUCAACUUCUUGCUUGGGUGUCCACCAAGUGCCUGCUUCCACAAGAGAUCCUGCUAUGUCUUCGGUUACUCUUACACCACCUACGUCUCCUGAGGAAGUCCAAACAGUUGAUCCUCAGUCUGCUCAGAAGUGGGUCAAAUUUUCCUCAAUAUCUGAUGGCUUCAACUCUGAUAGUACUAGCCACCAUGGUGGGAAAAUACCCCAGAAAUUAGCCAGUCACGUGGUGGAUAGAGUUUGGCAAGAAUGCAAUAUGAACAGAGCACAGAACAAGAGGAAGUAUUCUGCUUCAUCAGGUGGCCUGAAUGAAGAAGAGAUUCCCGAUAAAGUAGCAUGCUGGGACUUCGUUGAAGCUACACAAAGAACAAGUUGCAGUUGUUCAAGGCACAAAAAUCUCAAACCAAGAAAUGCUGGACAAGGACAGGUUCCAUCUUUAAGUCAACAACAGCAAGUACUUCCAAAGCACAAGACCAAUGAGAAACAAGAAAAGAGUGAAAAACCACAGAAACGCCCCUUGACUCCUUUUCAUCAUCGUGUAUCUAUUAGUGAUGAUGUUGGCAUGGAUGCAGAUUCAGCUAGCCAAAGACUUGUGAUCUCUGCUCCUGAUAGUCAAGUGAGAUUUUCAAACCUCCGAACUAAUGAUGUAGCAAAGACUCCUCAGAUGCAUGGCACUGAAAUGUCAAACUCACCUCAGCCACCCCCACUUAGUCCUCACCCAUGUGAUGUGGCUGAUGAAGGAGUGACCAAAACACCUUCAACUCCUCAGAGUCAGCAUUUUUAUCACAUGCCCACACCGGAUCCCUUGGUUCCUACCAAACCAAUGGAAGAUAGGAUAGAUAGUUUGUCCCAGUCUUUUCCACCUCAGUUCCAGGAAACCGUAGAACCUACAGUGUAUGUUGGUACAGCAGUAAACCUGGAAGAAGAUGAAGCUAAUACAGCCUGGAAGUAUUACAAGGUCCCAAAGAAAAAGGAUGUCGAGUUUUUACCGCCUCAGCUUCCAGGUGAUAAAUUCAAGGAUGAUCCAGUUGGACCUUUUGGACAGGAAAGUGUAACAUCAGUUACAGAGUUAAUGGUGCAGUGUAAGAAACCUUUAAAAGUUUCUGAUGAAUUAAUACAGCAAUAUCAAAUUAAAAACCAGUAUAUUUCAGCAAUAGCAUCUGAUGCAGAACAAGAACCUAAAAUUGAUCCAUAUGCAUUUGUUGAAGGAGAUGAAGAAUUCCUUUUUCCUGACAAAAAAGAUAGACAAAAUAGUGAGAGAGAACCUGGAAAAAAACAUAAGGUAGAAGAUGGGACAUCUAGUGUUACAGUCUUAUCACAUGAAGAAGAUGCUAUGUCAUUAUUUAGUCCCUCUAUUAAGCAAGAUGCUCCACGUCCUAGUAGUCAUGCCCGUCCUCCAUCAACCAGUUUGAUAUAUGACUCAGACUUGGCUGUCUCUUAUACUGAUCUUGAUAAUCUCUUCAAUUCUGAUGAAGAUGAACUAACACCUGGAUCUAAAAAAUCAGCGACUGGAUCAGACGAUAAAGCCAACUGCAAAGAAUCAAAGACAGGAAAUCUGGAUCCGUUAUCUUGUAUAAGCACUGCAGAUCUUCAUAAAAUGUAUCCUACACCACCAUCAUUGGAACAACAUAUUAUGGGAUUUUCCCCAAUGAAUAUGAAUAAUAAAGACUAUGGUAGUAUGGAUACUACACCUGGAGGAACUGUUCUAGAAGGAAAUAGUUCUAGUAUAGGAGCACAGUUCAAAAUUGAAGUUGAUGAGGGAUUCUGUAGCCCAAAACCUUCUGAAAUUAAAGAUUUUUCUUAUGUCUAUAAGCCUGAAAAUUGUCAAGUUCUAGUGGGAUGUUCCAUGUUUGCACCUUUAAAAUCUCUACCAAGCCAAUGUCUGCCCCCUAUCAAAUUGCCAGAAGAUUGUAUUUACCGCCAGAGUUGGAGUGUUGGAAAAUUGGAAUUGCUUCCUUCAGGGUCUACAAUGCCAUUCAUCAAAGAAGGUGAUGCAAGUAAUAUGGAUCAAGAAUAUGGACCUGCUUAUACUCCUCAAACCCAUACUUCUUUUGGGAUGCCUCCUAGCAGCGCUCCUCCUAGUAACAGUGGAGCAGGAAUUCUUCCUUCUCCAUCCACCCCUAGGUUUCCAACUCCAAGGACUCCAAGGACUCCUCGAACUCCUCGUGGAGCUGGUGGACCUGCUAGUGCUCAAGGUUCAGUCAAGUAUGAAAACUCAGACCUGUAUUCACCAGCCUCCACCCCAUCUACAUGCAGACCCCUUAAUUCUGUUGAACCUGCAACUGUUCCUUCCAUCCCUGAAGCACACAGUCUUUAUGUAAACCUCAUCCUUUCAGAAUCAGUUAUGAAUUUGUUUAAAGACUGUAACUUUGAUAGUUGCUGUAUCUGUGUCUGCAACAUGAAUAUCAAGGGUGCCGAUGUUGGAGUUUACAUUCCAGAUCCAACGCAGGAAGCACAGUAUAGGUGUACCUGUGGUUUCAGUGCUGUCAUGAACAGAAAAUUUGGAAACAAUUCAGGAUUAUUUCUUGAAGAUGAACUAGAUAUCAUAGGACGCAACACAGACUUUGGCAAAGAAGCAGAAAAACGUUUUGAAGCUCUCAGGGCUACCUCUGCUGAACAUAUUAAUGGAGGUCUAAAGGAAUCAGAAAAAUUGCCUGAUGAAUUGAUAUUAUUGCUACAAGAUCAGUGUACUAAUUUAUUUUCACCCUUUGGAGCAUCAGACCAAGAUCCUUUCCCCAAAAUUGGUGUAAUUAGCAAUUGGGUACGAGUCGAAGAGCGGGACUGUUGCAAUGACUGCUAUCUUGCAUUAGAACAUGGGCGUCAGUUCAUGGAUAAUAUGUCAGGGGGAAAAGUUGAUGAAGCACUUGUGAAAAGCUCAUGCUUACAUCCCUGGUCUAAACGAAAUGAUGCGAGCAUGCAGUGCUCACAGGAUAUUCUUCGAAUGCUCCUCUCUCUUCAGCCAGUUCUUCAAGAUGCUAUUCAGAAAAAAAGAACAGUAAGACCUUGGGGAGUUCAAGGUCCUCUCACUUGGCAACAGUUUCACAAAAUAGCUGGCCGAGGCUCUUAUGGAACUGAUGAAUCUCCAGAACCACUGCCAAUUCCCACGUUUUUGUUGGGUUAUGAUUAUGAUUUUCUGGUGCUUUCUCCAUUUGCUCUCCCUUACUGGGAGAGACUUAUGCUGGAACCCUAUGGAUCUCAAAGAGAUAUAGCCUAUGUUGUACUAUGUCCAGAGAAUGAAGCUUUGUUACACGGAGCCAAAAGCUUUUUUAGAGAUCUUACUGCAAUAUAUGAGUCCUGUCGAUUGGGUCAACAUAGACCUAUUUCUCGACUGUUGACGGAUGGGAUCAUGAGAGUUGGAUCUACUGCAUCAAAGAAACUAUCAGAAAAGAUUGUAGCAGAAUGGUUUUCUCAGGCAGCUGAUGGUAACAAUGAAGCAUUUUCUAAACUCAAGCUUUAUGCUCAAGUCUGCAGAUAUGACCUAGGUCCUUAUCUUGCCUCCCAGCCGUUGGACAGCUCUCUGCUUUCACAGCCAAAUUCAGUUACCCCUGCAAGUCAGUCUUUGAUUACUCCACCUCAGAUGACAAAUACUGGAAGUGCUAAUACACCAUCUGCUACAUUAGCCUCUACAGCAAGCAGCACCAUGACAGUGACUUCAGGUGUUGCCAUAUCUUCUUCAGUUGCCACAGCUAAUUCAACUUUGACGACAAGUUCAUCUUCAUCAUCUUCCAACUUGAAUAGUGGAGUAUCAUCAAACAAACUACCUUCAUUUCCCCCCUUUGGCAGUAUGAACAGCAGUGGUUCAGGAUCCAUGUCUACACAAGCAAGUACAGUUCAGAGUGGCCAGCUAGGUGGGCAACAAUCAUCAGCUCUGCAGACGGCUGGGAUUUCUGGAGAGUCAUCUUCACUUCCCACUCAACCGCAUCCUGAUGUGUCUGAAAGCACAAUGGAUCGGGAUAAAGUGGGAAUCCCCACAGAUGGUGAUUCACAUGCAAUUACCUAUCCUCCUGCAAUUGUUGUUUAUAUAAUUGAUCCUUUUACAUAUGAAGAUAAAGAUGAGAGCACUAACUCUUCUAACGUGUGGACUUUGGGGCUACUCCGAUGCUUUCUGGAAAUGGUCCAGACUCUCCCUCCUCAUAUCAAGAGUACUGUUUCUGUACAGAUUGUUCCUUGUCAGUACCUGUUACAACCUGUGAAGCAUGAAGAUAGACAAAUUUAUACCCAGCAUUUAAAAUCCCUGGCUUUUUCGGCUUUUACCCAGUGUCGGAGACCACUUCCAACAUCAACCAACGUCAAAACAUUGACAGGCUUUGGUCCAGGUUUAGCCAUGGAAACUGCUCUUAAAAGCCCUGAUAGACCAGAGUGUAUUCGACUUUAUACACCCCCAUUUAUUCUGGCUCCAGUGAAGGACAAACAGACAGAGUUAGGAGAAACAUUUGGAGAAGCUGGACAGAAAUACAAUGUUCUUUUUGUGGGCUACUGUUUAUCACAUGAUCAAAGGUGGAUUCUUGCAUCUUGCACAGAUCUAUAUGGAGAACUUUUAGAAACUUGUAUCAUAAACAUCGAUGUUCCAAAUAGGGCUCGUCGGAAAAAAGGUUCUGCUAGAAGAUUUGGUCUACAGAAACUUUGGGAGUGGUGCUUAGGGCUUGUACAAAUGAGUUCAUUACCAUGGAGAGUUGUAAUUGGUCGUCUGGGAAGGAUUGGUCAUGGAGAAUUAAAAGACUGGAGCUGUUUGCUGAGUCGUCGAAACUUGCAGUCUCUAAGUAAAAGACUCAAAGACAUGUGUAGAAUGUGUGGUAUAUCUGCUGCAGACUCUCCCAGCAUUCUGAGUGCUUGUUUAGUAGCGAUGGAACCUCAAGGCUCUUUUGUUAUUAUGCCAGAUUCGGUAUCAACAGGUUCUGUAUUUGGAAGAAGCACCACUCUAAAUAUGCAGACAUCUCAGCUAAAUACCCCACAGGAUACGUCAUGCACUCAUAUACUUGUGUUUCCUACUUCUGCUUCUGUACAAGUAGCUUCAGCGACUUACACCACUGAAAAUUUAGAUUUAGCUUUCAACCCUAACAAUGAUGGAGCAGAUGGAAUGGGUAUCUUUGAUUUACUAGACACACCAGAUGAUCUUGAUCCUGAUAUCAUUAAUAUCCUUCCUGCAUCUCCAUCUGCAUCUCCUGUACAUUCUCCAGGAUCUCAUUACCCCCAUGGAGGUGAUACUGGCAAGGCCUCUUUGCACCUCCACGUGCCUUCAGUGCAAUCUGACGAGCUGCUUCACAGUAAACACUCCCACCCACUUGACUCGAAUCAGACUUCCGACGUCCUCAGGUUUGUUUUGGAACAGUACAAUGCACUCUCCUGGCUAACCUGUGACCCUGCAAUCCAGGACAGACGCUCAUGUCUCCCAAUUCAUUUUGUGGUGCUGAAUCAGUUAUAUAACUUUAUCAUGAAUAUGCUGUGAUCUUUAUUUGUUGGAACUGUGCAAGAAAAGAAUAAGGAAAAAAGAAUAUUUUGCUGCAGGAUUACAUUACAGUUAUCUUCUCAGUGAAAGUCAUUUGUGAUGGGGUCUAAUUCUUAUUACUUCAACAAAUAUUGUUUUGACUUGGGGAGGGGCUAUAACCCUGCUAUUUUUCAGUGACUGUACCGAACUCUUUAGGAUGAUGACUGAUCAUACAAAACGUAUUAUAACACUUUCGUAGCAAAAUUAACUUUUUUUUUCCAGUCACAGUAUUUGUGAAGAGUAAUGAGCCAUAGUACCCAGUCAUGUUAAAUGAAUAUUAAAAGCAUGGAGAGGAAACAUGAGGAACAAUGAAUUCCAACAUACGGCUUUAGAACAUCAAGGUGUUCUUGUAUUGGAUUAUAGUAUCUAGUAUUCAAAAAUGCCUGCAUCUCUUAUUUAUUGUAAGUUUUUAAUGUAUAAAUUGUCUUAUAUUUCUUAACCUCUUUUAUAAAAAUUUUCCUAGAAGGUUUAUAUUGCCUUCUUGCUUUAAAGCAAUUGGUCUAAAAUAUAUGUAAUCGUCUUAAUUAAAAAGUUGCAGUAGGGUUGCUUUUAGAGUAUUAUUUUUUUGUAAGGGGGUGGGUGGGACAGUAAAUUUGUAUUGUCUCAAUGUACAGUUUAAUGGGGAUAGAGGGGGAAUAAUGUCCAUACCAUUGUGUGUGGAGGAUUUACAGCUAAGCUGUAGUUGCAGAGUACAUGUACAGUAAAGAAGUUCACUGUGUUUAUAAAAUGAAAAGGUACCGGGUCUUACAGCAUUUUAUAUAUCACACCUUUACAGAAUAACAUGAUGGCAAUAUACAAGUGAUAUUGUUAGGUGGUUUAACUUAGAAUAAAUUGAGAAUUCUUCAGUUAUAUUUUGUACUAUGGUUUAGGGCUAUGACUAAUAUUUCAGGCCAUUUCCAGUGAAAGAAAGUUAGUUUUACAAGAAAAACAUUUGCUACUGAAUGCUUAAACUAAUUUUGGUGUUUAAUGUUACAUGCUUAAAUUUUUCUCAGUUUUAACAGUGGCACAUUUAGGCAUGGGAAUAUUAUUAAUUAUGAAAUUUAUCUUCAGGAUCUGCUAUAAGAUUGAAAUUUAGCCCAGCUCUAGACAUUUUACAAAUUAUUUUAAGAGCAGUCACUCUUGAUUGUUUGACUUUUUUUUUUUUUUAAAUUAAAGAUUGGGAAUAUGUGUGAGAGUAUGCAUAAGUAUGAGUGUGUGUGUGUGCAAUCAAACUGUGGUGUAAAUAGAUUCUCAGUGAAUUCUGGUAUUCAGACUCUAUUUCACUAGUGAAAGAACCAUUUUCUAAACUUAAACCUGUUUCCCUUUGCCUUUUUAUUUAUUUAAUUUUCUUGGUUUGGAGAUGGCAGUCCCAAACACCAGAGUCUUUACUUUUUUAUAACACAGCUCAAAUUAAGGUAGGGCAUAUGCCAAGGAGGUUCUCACCUCCCUAAAGAAGGGACUUGAGUUUUAGGGACUUUAAUUCACCCCUUCCUUCAGUACAACUUUCCCUCUUAUUUGCACAUGCCAAGAUAACUGCUUUUCUGCAGGCUUUACCCCCUUGAAAAACCCUUCUACAGUGCUGCUCACGAGAGAGCCUGAGUGAGCCUCAGCUUACGCUGCUGACUUGAAUUCACAGUCACCAAGUCUACCUAUCUUCCUUGGAAGCAGUCUAGCAAAAUUCCUAUUUAUAUGUUCAUUGGUUAUCUACACGGAAAAAAUCAAUUGUAUUUACAAAACUUUAAUUCAGUAUUUUUUUUUUACUGAAAACUUGUUUUGUAGUUACUAUCUGCUUAACAUAAAUAUCAUUUUCUUAUGAAGAGUAUAAAUUCAAAUUGUGUAUAUGAAAACAUUAGCAAAUCUUGUUUUUUCUAUAAAGAAAACAAAACUGGUGACAACAGUUUUCAGUCAUUUAUUCAGGAUUAUAAUGAAAUUCUAAAGGUCAGCAUAUUUUGAUAUUAAAUAGAGAUCGCACCUCUCCGUUUAUUUUUAAAUUAUGCUAACAACCACAGAUUAUGUCGGCAUGUUUUCUUCUAUACUUUCUAAAAAAAGCUUGUCUGAAAUUUGAGGGAAAUACGCUUAUUUGCAAUUUCUAUAAAAAGAAUACUCUUUUUUAUGUAUUUUGCUCAAUAGUGACUUUAAAAAAUAAAAGCUAUAUUCUCAGUUGUUUAAAAUCACUAACCUAUGGUAACCACACCUCAGUUUGAAAACAGAUUUUAAAAAAUGAUUCCCUGAGAGUUUCUUUUUUAUUGAGCCAUAGGAGGGAACCCAAUAUACAAUUCCUUUUUUAAUCUGGGAAUUGGGAAUAGUUCCUAAACACACAGAAUGUACUGAUAACAGUAUUUUUCUUCCCUUCAUAUGCAGUUCACAUUAAAUAGAAAGUUUUUAAAUAGCCAUUUGGAAAGGUGAGUUGACUUACUUCAGAAAAAAACAAAGUAAACCUUUUGGCUAGAAUGAUGAAUCUGACUAAUGUACUGUCACAGACAAGUGUAGGUAGUUUCGUUUUAUUUGAAUAGGUAAGCAAAAUAUUAUACUUUAUACCAGUGAAUUACCAACACCUUGACUUCUUUGUUACAGUGCUAAUGUCUAUUUUUUGUGAAGUUAUCCAUUAUGAAGCAGGGUGGAAGUUCAGUAUUUUGGCAUUUAAAAAGUUUAGUUAUAUAAUGUCUGCUUCCAGCUAGUGAGAAACAUCUAGCCAUACCUUUCUUAUGCAAGCCAUUCAGUUAUCAGGACUGUGAAUUAACACUGUAUGAAUAAAUUUCUGUACACCUUAUUGUUUGGCCAGGAGGCCACCAAGUGUACUUAUAUGUAAUCCUUAAAUUUUAAAGUAGCUGUAAUUUUUAAAUAUUUCUAAACUUUUCUUAAACCACUAAAAUUAAGCUCUUACUAGUUAGUCAAUUAUCCUCAGCUGUAUUCGUACUCAAUUGUCAGUAUGGCACAGAUUACUGUAUUAAAAUAUUCUCUUUUCGUCUUCAUAUUUACCUUCUGAGGUAAUUUUUUAACUUAAUGUGUUACUACAAAGAUUUGCAGAUCUUUAAUCAAGCACUAUGUUAAUACUGUAAUAUCAAAAUACUAUGUUGCAUUAUUUAAAAUGUUCAAAUUGAAUAGCUUAAAAGGAAGUUUUCAAAUGCUAUAUUGCAUCAUAUAAUUUGCUACUCAUCCACUAUGGCAUUGCAUAUUAGUCUAUUAAUACAUUUAAUGUUGCAUGAGUGAUAUUUUGGUCUGGGUUUCCUCUUAAGAUUUUAGUUUGUCUAAAUUAAGGAAAGAUGUUCUUAACAAUACUACAUUUUUAUUUUGUCUCCCCCUAAUCAGCUGGAAAUCUUAACCUUUUGGGUUUUCUUGGUGUUUUAAUGGGCCCAGAACUGUGGUUUAAAUUUUUAUACAUGUAUUUUAUUUUUUGUGGAGUAUAAAUUUGAAAACUGGAUUUGGGACCUAAAUACUCCUCAGGUUGACAUAUUCAUUAAGUUUUAAAAUAGCUUUAGUUUUCAAAGUAAACUGGAUUUGUGGACCUUAAAGUUCCUGAGUUUAAACUACAAGUUGUAACGUCAUCACUGGACACGUCAGCGUCACCCUCUCCGAACAGCGCGGUCACUUUAUGAAGGGGCGUCUUAAAGCUGCUGUUGUAGCAGUGACAUUCAAUAUGGUCCAAUUGCUUUUCUUUUUAACGUGACAAAAAAAAAAAGGAACAAACACUAUUGCUGCCGAAUGCCAUAACACUGAGUUGUACAAAUUGUGAUUGAGGAAAUGAAAAAGGUUUAUACUUUUUAAAAAAAAACAAAAAAACAAAACUUCAAAUGGAAUAAAUUAUUCACGAAGCCUUC
Messenger RNA from Chinchilla lanigera (long-tailed chinchilla), 10112 nucleotides. RefSeq names its product mediator complex subunit 13 (gene Med13). Gene Ontology annotation, cellular component: mediator complex. Gene Ontology annotation, molecular function: transcription coregulator activity. Lineage: Eukaryota; Metazoa; Chordata; Mammalia; Rodentia; Chinchillidae. The record is from RefSeq and is a predicted model, not a curated record. Gene Ontology annotation, biological process: regulation of transcription by RNA polymerase II.